GAUCUAGUUUAUCCAUCAUGGCCGUCACGUCCCUACGCUUGUGUGCCGAUCGCGUUCUCCGUUAACAACGAUUAGGGAUAUAAAAAUAAAAACUAAAAAAUAAUAACAACAACGGUAACACAAUAACCGCAAAAUCCAAACAACAAUUACAACAAAGGUGGCCGCGAAACCAAGUGCGUUCGGUAUUCAGCUGCCUCGUUUUUUUUUUAUCUCGGUUGAUUAUGCCCUCGACUUCGCGAUUGUCCGACCGCUGUGCGACGAGCGUACGUUGAGCCGUGUGGUUUGUUUGCGUGUAGAUGGGAUCGGGCCUCGAGAACCAUGAAGCCGUACGACAAAUCAAACUCCUUUAUGAGGAGGGUCACGAAACGCGUGUCCGAAUACCUACCCGGCAUGACGUGGAUGAAUACGCUGAUCAGCGAUGCGCAAACCGAUGACGACCCUACGUCGACGACCGAAAAUAACGAUCAACCUCCAGUGAAAAAACUGUGCACGUCCAAUAACUCAUUUACAAAUACCAAAUACCAGCAUACAAAUUCAACUGACAACCACAGGAGUAGUUCAAAUGUAAAUGUCCUUUUGCCAGAGAUAUCUGCCGUUACUUGUAUACCAAGUACGAGUAAACAAAGUCCAAAAUUUACAAGCCAAUCAAGUGCUUCCUUGCUAAACCAUGAUGUGGGCAAUAGAAGUUCUCUUAAAAGAAAAUCUGAUGUGAUAGAUUUGUCAAAUAUAAACAGACCAAGUUCAAAAACACCUUUCAAUUUUGCUUCAUCAACACCUACAGUAAUUACAGGAAAUAAACAACCAGUUACUAUUAAUACAAAAAGAUCACUAAAUUUAGACAAAUCAUCUACUAGUAAUGAAUUUUCAACGCCAACUUCAUCAAAACUAAUAAAACCAAGAGAGAAUGAAUUACAUCAACAAUCUUCAAUAAAAUUUCAUGAAAUUUCCACAAAUCAUGUAUCAUCAGCAUCAUUUAGAUGGGACACAUUUGUCAACUAUGGAGAAUUGUCAGAGCGUCAAAAAUUAUUUGCCCAAAAGUCACCUUUAAAUUGUUCUCAAGUUAUGUAUGGGGGCAGUUCUGCACGUUCCAACUUAUCAAAAAUUUUAGGGAAUACUCCACCAAUUCAUAGAAAAGCGGUGAUUCCAAUAUCUUCUACAAAUAAUAGUGAAAUUAGAACAACCUCAUCUAUUCUCCUGGGACAUAUUUCUACUAAGAACAAGGAAAUUGAAGAAAAUAAAUUUAUUAUUCAACCUAAAGUGCAUCAAAGGCAUAAAGCAGAUCAAAAAAAUGUACCUAUUAGAGUAGAAUCCACGGUCAAAAUUGUUGAAACAACACCUGAAAAAGCGGAUAACAAGUCUAGUGAAAUCUCAUCAAGUUAUUCCGGCCAAGUAGAUGCAAAUACAACAAGAAAACUUCGAGUAAAUCUUUCAAAAAAAGGGCUUGGUUUUAAGUCUGAUGAACUUGAAAUGCCCGCCGAAGUCAAUUUGCCUAGGAUUUCUCUUCCAUUGACUGCUUUACCAAAUAUCAAUUUAUCAAAUACUUUGGCGGAAGAUAAUGAAUUCACAUUCAAUCAACCAUUAACAAUAGAACAGUUUAGUUCACAAAUUGCAGAAAAAACUUGUAGAAAAAAACAUAAAAUUACUUUGAAGAAUUCACAAAAUACUAACAUUGAGGUAAAUAGUAUAGAUCAAUCUAGUACCAAAAUUCCAAGUACAAAUUUUAACAUUUCUACAAGUGAAUCUUUUAUUAAAGAAUCCAAGAAAGAAGCAAUUGCAAAUAAUGAUACUGCAAUAUUGAGAAUUGAGAAUUCAAAUAAAAAUGACACCCUGUCACAAUUUAGUAGUGUUGUUGAUGAUCCUAAAAAUUCUCUCAAGUCAUCAUUGUCAUGUUCUGGCUCUAAAUCAGAAAUUACAAAACCUGUGAAUAUAAAUGUUGACAGCUCGCCUAAAAAACUAGAAAUUAUAAAUAAAAAUCAAUUACCGCCAGAAAAAUCAUCACCUGAAUUAAAAAAGAAGUGGUCUUGUGAUGCUUGUUGGGUUUCAAAUGAUGCUGAUAUAAUGAAAUGUAUUGCAUGUCAAACUCCCAAGUCUGAAAAAUCCCAAACACAAUCAUUAAAAGUAAUCAAAUCAAGUACAUGGACUUGUGAAACUUGUUGGGUUCCCAAUAAAAAUGAAAUUGAAGAAUGUGUUGCAUGUCAAACACAGAAGCCUGGAACUACAAAGAAAACUGUCGUACAAAGUGUUACUUGGACUUGUGAUGGAUGUUGGGUGAAAAAUAAAAGUGAUUGUACCAUUUGUAUUUCGUGUGGGACAACAAAGCCUGGGUCUGCUCCAGAAAAUAAACCUUUGGCUUCAACUCAAUUUAAAUUUGGAUUAAAUAAUAACACUUUUGAAAAUUCUAGCGCUAGUCAGUUCAAAUUUGGAUUUGAUAGUAAAAUUGAUCAAACGUCUAAUAAUCAGUUUAAAUUUGGAAGUGCUGCACCUUUUUCAAGUUCUGAUAAUGGAAAAUUAGAUACUCCUGCCAGUGAAUUUAAAUUUGGCAUGGUUAACAAUAAAACUGAUCAACCCCUUAGUACAUUUAAAUUUGGCACAGAUAGUAUAUCUAGUUUGCCAGUAAAGAAAGUUAAUGAGGGAUCAAUUAUCAAUAAUACCGAUCAUCCCGAAACCCAGUUUAAAUUUGGUUUUGAAUCUAAACAAGAUCAACAGUUUAAGUUUGGUCAAAGUGCCACAACUAAUAAACCAAUGACACAAUUUAAAUUUGGUUCAGAUAAAAUCGAAACUGAAAAAUCUAUUCUUCAGAACCCUGUUGUUAAUAGUAAUAUAGUUACUCAAUCAACAAAUGAAUUUAAGUCAAUAGUAAAUAAUAAAAAAGAAGAAUCUGAAAAUUCAUUAGAGUUACAAAACAAAAAUAAUAAGCGUAAAGUUAAUGAUGCAAGUGAAAAUUCAAGUCCCCAAGUAUCUUUUGGAUCUGUUGAAACUAACUGUAAUAACUCAAAUCCAUUAAUAAAUGUUGAACACAAAAAUGAAGAUCUGUCCAAAGGGAAAUUUGUAUGGGAUAAAAAAAUUGAAAUUAAGCCAAUAGUACAUUUUGGUUCUACUCAGCCUGUUCAAUCUGCAAUUGAAAAUACAAAUCAGUUGGUAAAUGGUCAUUCACAUCCUAAUGAAACAUUAAACGAAGAUCAAAAGCCAGGUUUGAUUAAGACUUCUCAAUUAUUCAGUUUUGGUUCUUUGGCAAAACAAGAUCAAAAUGUGCCCAUUGACCAAAAAAAUCAUAAAAUGUUUACAUUUGGAUCAGCCACUAGUGAUAACAAACCAUUUACUUCUUCGAUAAUGGGUACUAGUAGUUUUCCUAGUACUGCUCCAGUGUUUGGUGCAAGUAAUUCAAUGUUUGGUACUGGACCUACUACAUCUACUCCAGCAACAUUGGGUUCUUCUAUACCUCAGUUUUCAUUUGGUUCAUUGGCUCCACAGAUUUCCAAUAGUUUUUUUUCCAAGACUACUAAUGACAAUGAUAAAAAACAAUUAGCUCAAACUUCUAAUUCAUUCAAUUCUACGAAUAAUGUUGGGUUUUCUUUUGGUGCACAAUCUCCACCCGUAUUUAGUGUUCCCAAUACUGGAGGGCUUACAAAAAUGUCUGCUACGGAUGAUGAUCAGACUAAAUGUACAUCAAAUAAUAUAUUCAAUCAGCCAAGCACGAAACAAACUGUUAAAUUAGACCCCAACGCACCUAUAUCUAUUAAUUUUACUGGUGGAGCAACUACUCAAUUUACUGCCAAACCAGAAACAUCUGAGCAACCUAAAAGAAAAAUUUUAAAACCAGUUAGAAGGAUUCGGUAAAAUAUGGAUUUACUGCUUUGUAUAUUUUGUAAGUUACAUUGUUUUUAUUGUGUAACAAAGUUUAAAUGUUAUACUAAAAUUGUUCAAUGUUUGAACUGAUUCUUGUCAUUAUAUUUGUAUAAUUAUAUUCUGUGGUUAACAAUAGCUUAUUUAAUAAACAGGUUGAGGUCAAUAAUAUUUUUUAGACAGAUAAACGAUUAUUAUUUGGAUAUUCAAUUAAAUUUGACAACAUAUUUGAUGGCGCACAGAAUUUGAGGAUAUGUUAAUAACAUAUUAAUAAAUUAGUUUUUAAUUUUAGUUUAAACUUUCUACGUCAUGAACCAUAACAUAUACUAACUUUAUACACCAAACAGUUAAAUGACUUCUUUUUAAUAUUAUUUUGGUGAAAAAAAAAUAAAUCUUAUCAACUAUUGUCCUUAAUCUUUGAUAUUUUGAAUUGUGAAACCUAUUUUUUAAAAAUCUUAUCAAAUAAUUGUAAGUAUUUGGUCCCAGUUGUUAAUAUUUUACCUAAUUUCACUACAACCCACACCAGACCUAAUUAAACUUUAUUCUUUAAUGUAUUUUAUACAAUUUAGAAUAAUAUACUAACGUUUUAUAUCUUAAAAAUUAUGUACAUAAUAAUAAAUGUUCUGUAUUUUGUAUUUUUGUAAGUUAUUUUAUGGUCAUUUUCAUUUCAUCUAAUAAAUUAUAUGUAUGUAAAAAUUAUUUAUUAUAAAAAAAAUCAAAUACCAAUAACUCAACAACUAAAAUACUAGUAUUUUCUUUUUACUGUGCGCCGCCUUUUCACUUCUAUAACCUUAUUCAAACCGUUUAUAAGAUAAUAUAUAUUUUAUUUUAGUUGAUUUAAUUCAUUGAUACAUUUUAACAUAUUUUGUUAAAUAUUUGCUUUGUGUUAAAAACAUGUAAUGUGUAUAUUUUUUGACGGUUUAAAAAUUAUAUUAAAAAUAAUUAAAUAAAUGUACAACUAUUUUGUUUUAGUGAGUUUAAUUAAUUUGAUUAUCAUUUAUUGGCUACUAUGUGCCAUUCUAUUGUUAUGAUACAAAACAAUUUUAAGUGUUAUUAUUUAAUAACUCGUGGUAUACAGAACACAACAUUGUUUAUUAAAUGUCGUUUAUUAUAAAUGUUAAAUAAUGUUUUUUUUUUUUUAGUGGUUAUUUUUUUAAGUGUAAUAUUCUGAGUCUGACCCAGGGAAUUUCUAUUGGCAACAGAAGUGUGGUUAUAAUACUGUAUGAAAAAUACUCAAAUGAUCCCCUAUUUUUAUUUCAAAAAAUAAUUCCUAAAUAUUAUACAGGUAUUAUAUUUUAUUUUUGUAUAGUAAAAUGUAAAAAAGUAACUAUUACAUUACUAGUUAAAAGUUACCCAAAUGGCUUUGAUGUCUGUGAUAUUCUUGUGGGUCAGGCUAUGUUCGAUGAUAAUUAUCGAAAACUGUAGCAGGCUCACUCCUUUGAAAAAAAUGUAUUUUUAAUUUAAAAACUUAAAUAUACAUUUAAUAUGUUAAUAUGUUAUAAAAAGAAAUAAAAUAAAUGAUAUUUUAGAACUUUUUUAAAUUUCAGAAUGUUUAUUUCCAUUUACAUAGUUAUGCAUCAGUAAGUAGUUAUUAUAUUGUUGUCUUUUUUUAUAUAUAUACAUUUUGUUGUAAAGUGUUGCUGAUUUAAUAUUUUGUAAGCCGAUAAAUGGAAAUAAACAAAUUUGACUGUGAUGUAAGGAUAUAAUUUAUUUUUGUCCAAGUGAAUAAUUUUAGGAGUAAGGCUGCUAAUUUGAGCUUCAUGUAGACUAUUUUUCUUUAUAAAGUGUACAGUCUUUUAGUUAACAUAAGUGUAAUUUAAGUCUUUAUAAAUUUAAUUGUACAAUAGUUUGCAUUACAUUUCUUUAAAAAUUGUAAUUUAGGUAUGAUGCAUAAUAAAAUUAUAUGUUUUGUUUAUUUUUUAAA
Messenger RNA from Metopolophium dirhodum (rose-grain aphid), 5767 nucleotides. Its product is annotated as nuclear pore complex protein Nup153-like. The coding region runs from base 319 to 3837 and encodes 1172 amino acids. The record is from RefSeq and is a predicted model, not a curated record. Gene Ontology annotation, cellular component: nuclear pore. NCBI's taxonomy places the organism in Eukaryota, Metazoa, Arthropoda, Insecta, Hemiptera, Aphididae. Gene Ontology annotation, molecular function: structural constituent of nuclear pore. The transcript is spliced from 11 exons. Gene Ontology annotation, biological process: protein import into nucleus; RNA export from nucleus.